Messenger RNA from Diospyros lotus (date-plum), 2199 nucleotides. Its product is annotated as pollen receptor-like kinase 1. NCBI's taxonomy places the organism in Eukaryota, Viridiplantae, Streptophyta, Magnoliopsida, Ericales, Ebenaceae. The coding region runs from base 1 to 2199 and encodes 732 amino acids. The record is from RefSeq and is a predicted model, not a curated record. Gene Ontology annotation, biological process: protein phosphorylation. Gene Ontology annotation, molecular function: protein kinase activity; protein binding; ATP binding. The transcript is spliced from 3 exons.
AUGUCUCCAUGGCAUUGGCAGCUCUUAUCCUCUUGGAAACUGCACCUCCAAGCUGCACGCCAUGGCUGCCUCCCGUUCUUCACCAUUCUAUUCUUGGGUGGGAAAAACAAAACUAACAAAAAUUUUAUUGAAGAAAGGAAAAUCAGAAAAACAAGCCUAGCUAGCCGGCUAGAUGCCGUCAACUUCAAUAAUAUUCACAUUUCCAUCACUUUCCGGCCAUUAUUCCAUCGUUCUCGGGAGGAGCACCCCCGGCACCGGCGUCUCCGAUUCUAUUUGGCCGUCGACGUUUUCCACCCAGCAGCCAUGGCCAUGGGCGCGCAUCCACCUGUGCGCGCACCAUUCUUCCUCUUCUUCUUUUUCUUCUUUUUUUUUUCUCCGGCCGCCGGCGCCCCUCCUUCCGAUACCGACGCCUUGUUGAAGUUUAAGACCAGCCUCUCCAUCCCCAGCGAUAUGCUGGCCAGCUGGACGCCGAACGGGGCGCCGUGCCACGGCGACUACGCCAACUGGGUCGGCGUCAUCUGCGUCAGCGGCAAGGUCUGGGGCCUGCAGCUGGAGAACAUGAACCUCUCCGGCGACAUAGACAUCGACGCGCUUCUCCCCAUGCCGUACCUCCGGGCGCUCAGCUUCAUGCGGAACAAGCUGGAGGGGCCCAUUCCCCCCUUCAAGAAGCUUGGCUACCUGAAGUCUCUCUUCUUGUCCGACAACCAGUUCUCCGGCGAGAUUCCCGACGACGCAUUCUCCGGCAUGAUGUCGUUGAAGAAGUUGCACUUGUCGAACAAUCAGUUCUCGGGGUCCAUUCCGAGCUCGCUCACGCGGGCGCCGAGGCUUCUGGAGCUGUGGCUAGACGGCAACCAGUUUUCCGGCAAAAUCCCGAACUUUCAGCAGAAAGAUCUCAAUGUUUUCAAUGCGUCCAACAAUCAAUUGGAGGGUCCAAUCCCCUCUCGUCUUAGUAGCUUCAGCCCCACCUCGUUUUUACCCAACAAAGAUCUCUGCGGGAAGCCUCUGGACGUCUCCUGUAGGCCGCCGGGGAGCCGGCCAUCGCUGCUGAAAAUAGCCAUGUUGGUGGUCUGUCUCCUGCUCCUUCUGGUGGCGAUCCUCGCCCUCUUCCUCGUCUUCCGCCUCCAAAGGAAAUCCCAAACGCCGCAGCUCGGCCGCGCCAACUCCGCCUACAACGAUGCCAGCCGGAGCGGCGCCAUCGUGGCGGCGGCAGGCACGAUACAGAAGCCCAGCGGAGGAGAGCGGCAGGCGUCUCUGACUCGGAGGAACUCGAGGAAGGCGGAGCUGGCGGCGAGUGGCAACAGCAGCAACAAGCUGCUGUUCGUGAGGGAGGACAGGCCGAGGUUCGACCUGCAGGACUUGCUGAGGGCGUCGGCGGAGGUGCUGGGCAGCGGCAACUUCGGGUCGUCGUACAAGGCGGCGCUGGUGGACCGGCAGGUGAUGGUGGUGAAGAGGUUCAAGCACAUGAACAACGUCGGGAGGGAGGAGUUUCAUGAGCACAUGCGGCGGCUGGGCCGACUGAGCCACCCCAACUUGCUGCCGCUUGUGGCUUACUAUUACAGGAAAGAGGAAAAGCUCCUGGUUUUUGACUUUGUGCACAAUGGCAGCUUGGCCAGUCACCUUCAUGGAAACCACAAGCCGGGGCUCGACUGGCGGCGGCGGCUGAAAAUAGUGAAAGGAGUGGCGAGCGGGUUGCUCUACCUCCACAGCGAGCUGGCCAGCCUCAUCGUCCCCCACGGCCACCUCAAAUCCUCCAACGUUCUUCUCAACGAAUCCUUCGAUCCCCUCAUGAUGGACUACACUCUGGUUCCCGUCGUCAACCUCGAGCACGCCCAACAGAUCAUGGUGGCCUACCGGUCGCCGGAGUACACCCGGAACGGCCGGACCACCAAGAAGACCGACGUCUGGAGCCUCGGCAUCGUCAUCCUCGAGAUCCUCACCGGCAAGUUUCCGUCCUACUAUCUCGCCCAAGGCACAGCCAAUAUCGGGGCCAACCUGGCGAGCUGGGUCGACUCCAUUGCCAGAGAGCGCCAGAACGCCGCGCAGCUCUUCGACAAGGGGAUGGCACGGCCGUCGAGCAGCGAGGCGGAGAUGAUGAAGCUGUUCGAGAUCGGAAUGGCUUGCUGCGAGGAGGAUGUGGCGAAGAGGUGGGAUCUGAAGCAGGUGGUGGAGAAGAUUGAAGAGGUGAAGGAGAUGAGUUGA